GCAUAAAGCCCAACGAGGCUAAGGCCCAUAUUACUCAAAGAGAGGUGCCGUGAGGUUGCACGUGAAAGCCAUCUGCGGAUUACCGCCCAUGAAUGCAUCAAGAUCAAAUCCUACCCAUCAUUGUCACCGUAAAACCUGCUUGACUAAGGGUUCUAUGAUUCAUGUCGUAAAACCUGGAUGCAGUUAUCGACCUCUUCGGCUAUAUAAGCAUGACUAUGCGUUACGCUCAAUGAACAAGAUGUUGAUGUCAAAGGCUUUCAGAAAAUUACCAAGACUAAUAAUGACCAAUUUUCUCUAAAUCACAAUGCUUUCAUUCAAUUAAGCUCAAUUAUUGAGGAACAAUUUCCUGAGGAUGAUGAUUUUAGAGAUUCAAAAUCUAAGCCAUCUCCUACCAACAACAUUCCUUUGCCUCUUACAUCUCAAACACUUCCUAUGCCUUUUGAAGGUGAGGUUAAUGUAUUAAACCCUUCUGAAAUAGUGGAAAAUUCAAGUCCUCCUUGUAUUGUCAUAUGGGAGCUUGAGCAACUGGUCUCCGAGAAUUAUUUGGAUUACGAGAACUUGUCUUUGUUGACUGAUUUCUUUGUUAAGUAUCCAUCAGUUCUUUUAAGGGACACUUCACUGAGUACUAGAUACAAGUGUUAUGCAUACACUUGUCUAGCUGAGCUAUUACAAUUCCUCCAAACCCAUAGUGUGCUAGAUGUGUUAGCUUCAAGUCAUUCUGAAUUCGUUAAGCUACUACACAAUUUGCGCAGCUUUGGUUUUGAUAAGGAUUGGUUGGAUAGUGUUGAAAGACGUGCUUUGUUUUCGGAUAUAAAAGUCUCUCAAGAUGCAUUGCAAAAACUGUUGGAUUCCAAGCAACAAGUCUCCAAAGAAGUUGAAGUGUUGGGUUUGAAAAUAGACAUUUUAAGUCAACAUGUGGAAGAUCUUAAGCAUCAACUGACAACCUCUGAGACUGUUUUGAAGAGUAUCAUUCAAGAAGAGGCACAAGUUUUAGAAACUAAGGCUACUUUCAGUGCCCCUCUUGGUUAUUAGACUAUCUUUUGUUGUUGGAUCUUUUAUCCAUGAAUAUUGUCUAUUUCUUGUGUACUUUCUUCUUCUCUCGUUUGAUAUAAACUACCAUCACAAUCCUACAUAGAAAAUUGUAAGAUUUUCGAUUUAUUUUUCCAAACAAAAUUGAAGCAGAAUAUAUCUAUAAUUUCCAAA
This is a messenger RNA of Medicago truncatula (barrel medic), 1203 nucleotides long. RefSeq lists its product as uncharacterized. The transcript has 4 exons. The record is from RefSeq and is a predicted model, not a curated record. The coding region runs from base 433 to 1032 and encodes 199 amino acids. Lineage: Eukaryota; Viridiplantae; Streptophyta; Magnoliopsida; Fabales; Fabaceae.